AAGCAACCAGGGAUGUGCUAGGGGCCAGCGCCUGGCACUGCGGGCAGGGUCAGGACAGGGGCUGGGGACCCUGGGGCCCCCCCUGCCCAUGCAGGCACCCCCGGCUCUGCUGUGGGCCCCCAGCCCUCAUGUGGAGGCAUUGGCAGUGUGUCUCUGCCCCCCCCAGCCCUGCCCGUGGGCCCCGGUGCGCCUCCCUCUGCGAUGUGCAGCUGAGCUGUGUGGCACGGGCCCUCGGUGGCCUGGACCGGGCACCCCACGCGCCGCCCAGUCGGACCUUCAUCAACUUGGCCGGGCCCUUCACCAACAAACGCAAGGAGUACUCGGAGCGGCGCAUCAUUGGGUAUGCCAUGGAGGAGAUGUAUGACGUGGUGUCCAACGUGGACGAGUACAAGUGCUUCGUGCCCUGGUGCAAGAAGUCGGUGGUGGUGUCGCGGCGCGCGGGCCACGUGCGGGCGCAGCUGGAGGUGGGCUUCCCGCCAGUGCUGGAGCGCUACACCUCCAUCAUCACACUCGUGCGCCCUCACCUCGUCAAGGCUGUCUGCACCGAUGGGAAGCUCUUUAACCACCUGGAGACCAGCUGGCGCUUCAGCCCCGGCAUCCAGGGCUACCCCCGCACCUGCACCGUGGACUUCUCGAUCUCCUUCGAGUUCCGGUCCCUGCUGCACUCUCAGCUGGCUGCCGUCUUCUUCGAGGAAGUGGUCAAGAAGAUGGUGGCUGCUUUUGAGCACCGGGCAGCCGCGGCCUUCGGCCCCGAGACCCGCAUCCCCCGUGAGCUCAUGUUCCAUGAAGUCCACCAGACGUGAGGAUGCUGCCAGGUGGGCGCGAGGGGAGGGUUGUAUGGACCCCCCCAACCCCCACCAGCCUUUUAACUAUUUAUUGGACUGCCUCUGUCCUGACCUUCUCUAAUUUAUCUCCAGAGCCAGCAGCCAUCCUGGCCUGGACUCCCUGCCCCGGCUCUUCCCCCUGCCCCAGGCUCCAGCCUGUAGCUACAUUUACGUUAUUUUAUCGGGGAGUGGGGGGGGGGGGUUUUCUGCACCCCCCCCAUAGGGCAAAGGGGGACCCCCACCCUUUACUGAUUUGGAGCUCCCAUAUACUGCUGCAAGUGCCAAGCCCAGUGGGCACAUGCGAGUGAAGGCAGUGGGAGGUGGGGAUUGCAAAGGGUAGGGCAAGGCCUGAAUGCCUGCAGCACCACCCCUUCCAGCAUGGCCUAGGGCCCGUGGCGGGAUAGUGGGGCUGGCGCCUGGGGAGAAGAGGUCGUGUCUGGCUCUGGGGCUGCACCAGCGGAGGCAGAAGGGAAAGGGGAGGUGCACAGGCGGAGUAAAGGCAACAGAGUCCGAGUGACAGCUGAACUGGGGGGGGGGGGGCCCAGCCCGGGGCCCCCCGCCCCCAGCCCCCAAAGGGGC
Molecule: messenger RNA, 1403 nt
Organism: Alligator sinensis (Chinese alligator)
Lineage: Eukaryota; Metazoa; Chordata; Crocodylia; Alligatoridae
Gene: COQ10A
Product: coenzyme Q10A
Exons: 4
Coding region: 129-803 (224 amino acids)
Biological process (GO): cellular respiration; ubiquinone biosynthetic process
Cellular component (GO): mitochondrion
Molecular function (GO): ubiquinone binding
Source: RefSeq, a predicted model, not a curated record